Molecule: messenger RNA, 303 nt
Organism: Spirometra erinaceieuropaei
Lineage: Eukaryota; Metazoa; Platyhelminthes; Cestoda; Diphyllobothriidea; Diphyllobothriidae
Source: the annotation of a GenBank genome assembly
AUGCUGACCCCAGGUGUUAAUAUGGAAGAGGAGGAUGAGGCGAUCUCUGGGGAAGAAGGUUUAUUCAUCUGACGUUUCGUGUUCAAGCUCGAGCACAUCAUCGGAGAUAGGCUAAGUGAGAAAUACAGGGUUUAAAUAGGCCAUCUGCACUCGAACCUAUCGGGUGAUGAUGAUGAUGAUGAUGAUGAUGAUGAUGAUGAUGAUGAUGAUGAUGAUGAUGAUGAUGAUGAUGAUGAUGAUGAUGAUGAUGAUGAUGAUGAUGAUGAUGAUGAUGAUGAUGAUGAUGACAAACGUUAUCGGUAA